GUUGGGAAGACAUCACUGAUCAUGUCUCUGGUUAGUGAAGAAUUCCCAGAAGAGGUCCCUCCACGGGCAGAAGAGAUCACCAUUCCAGCUGAUGUUACACCUGAGAGAGUUCCAACACACAUAGUCGAUUACUCAGAAGCAGAACAAAGUGAUGAACAGCUUCAUCAUGAGAUCUCCCAGGCAAAUGUUAUCUGCAUAGUCUAUGCUGUUAACAACAAGCAUUCCAUUGAUAAGGUAACAAGCCGGUGGAUUCCUCUUAUCAAUGAACGAACAGACAAAGACAGCAGGCUGCCUUUGAUAUUGGUUGGGAACAAAUCGGAUCUGGUGGAAUAUAGCAGUAUGGAAACCAUUCUUCCCAUCAUGAACCAGUACACAGAAAUAGAGACCUGUGUGGAGUGUUCAGCAAAAAACUUGAAGAACAUAUCAGAGCUAUUUUAUUAUGCACAGAAAGCUGUUCUACAUCCUACAGGGCCCCUGUACUGUCCAGAAGAAAAAGAGAUGAAACCGGCUUGUAUAAAAGCUCUGACACGGAUCUUCAAGAUAUCUGACCAGGACAAUGAUGGCACACUCAAUGAUGCUGAGCUCAACUUCUUUCAGAGAAUUUGUUUUAACACUCCAUUAGCUCCUCAAGCACUGGAAGAUGUUAAGAACGUAGUCAGGAAAAAUCUAAGUGAUGGAGUGGCUGACAGUGGACUGACCCUAAAAGGUUUCCUUUUUCUACAUACACUUUUUAUCCAGAGAGGGAGACAUGAAACUACUUGGACAGUGCUUCGUAGAUUUGGUUACGAUGAUGAUCUGGAGCUUACACCUGAAUAUUUAUUCCCUUUACUAAAGAUACCUCCUGACUGCACCACUGAAUUAAAUCAUCAUGCAUAUUUAUUUCUCCAAAGCAUUUUUGACAAGCAUGAUUUGGAUAGAGACUGUGCUUUAUCACCUGAUGAGCUUAAAGAUUUAUUCAAAGUCUUCCCUUAUAUGCCUUGGGGGCCUGAUGUAAACAACACAGUUUGUACAAAUGAAAGAGGAUGGAUCACCUAUCAGGGAUUUCUUUCACAGUGGACGCUUACAACCUAUUUGGAUGUACAGCGAUGCCUGGAGUAUUUGGGCUAUCUAGGCUACUCAAUAUUGACUGAACAGGAGUCUCAAGCUUCUGCCAUCACGGUAACAAGAGAUAAAAAGAUAGAUCUUCAAAAGAAGCAGACUCAAAGAAAUGUGUUUAGAUGUAAUGUUAUUGGGAUGAAAGGUUGUGGGAAGAGUGGAGUUCUUCAGGCUCUACUUGGAAGAAACUUAAUGAGGCAAAAGCACAUUCGUGAUGACCAUAAAUCUUAUUAUGCAAUUAAUACUGUUUAUGUAUAUGGACAAGAGAAAUACUUGUUGUUGCAUGAUAUCUCUGAAUCUGAAUUCUUAACCGAGGCAGAGAUCAUAUGUGAUGCUGUAUGCCUGGUGUAUGAUGUCAGUAAUCCCAAGUCCUUUGAAUAUUGUGCCAGGAUUUUUAAGCAACACUUCAUGGACAGUAGAAUACCCUGCUUAAUUGUAGCUGCAAAGUCAGACCUACAUGAAAUUCGACAAGAGUAUAGCAUUUCACCCAGUGACUUCUGCAGGAAACACAAAAUGCCUCCACCACAAGCCUUCACUUGCAAUACUGCUGAUGCACCGAGUAAGGAUAUCUUUGUUAAGUUGACAACAAUGGCCAUGUAUCCCCAUGCCCGGUUACGCUGUCUGUGCACCUGCAACAGGUGCACAUUCUGCAUCUGUCAGAGCUUCCUCAACUCAGACUUGCUGCAAUCUGUAAAGAACAAACUCUUCACGGCAGUUCUUACCAGGUUAAGAGCCCAGGUAGCUGAGUGGGGUGCCACGCUGUUAGCAGACGAUGAAGGCAGUAUUGUUCACCAGGUGCACGCUGUCAGCUCCGUAGAAAAUUCCAUCUUCAUGGAGUCAUCUCACGGUCCACUUUUUCUUGAAGCCAGGCACGUGACGCAAGCCGACCUCAAGAGCUCCACGUUUUGGCUUCGAGCAAGUUUUGGUGCUACAGUGUUUGCAGUUUUGGGGUUUGCCAUGUAUAAAGCAUUGUUGAAACAGCGAUGAUUUAAACAAGUAUAAUACCGGCCCUACCAAAAACCGAUACUUUUAUGUACAUUCUGAAUGCUUUAAAUUCUGCUAGAAAUGUUGAGAUAUUUAUAUAUGCAGAGUUACUUUAUUAAUAUUUGUAAUUCUUGCAUAAGAGUAUUUUAAGAUAGCAAUGACUGCAGUAUUGGCUAGUGUAUGCAAAAGAAAACUCUACUUACUGGCCACAGAAAGGUGGCCGUGCUGCAGAGGCCAAAAGGGAAUGUUCUGUAAAUAAUGUACAUAUUCAGGCAGCAAGAUAUGUGGCUUCCCGAGAAAACUGAGUUAUGGAAAUGCUGUCCAUAGAUGUUUCCACAUAGCAUCAUAUUAGUUAGUGUUUAAUUGGAACUCACUAUCAUAGAUUUUAGUUCAACUCAAUUGUACUUGCUCAUGGAUUACUUAUUUAUUUGACAUUCAUUUGAAAUGAUGCUUUGGGGGUGGGGUGGGAGGGGGCCCUAAGCUAUAUGAGGCACAGUUCACAAUUGUCUCUCCAUGGAGGGUAGGCAUCAGUUUUCCAAUAGAGUUUUGUUUCAUUUCGAGGACAGCUUCACUCUGGCACACCAGCCACCGAGGCUUGGUACAAUCUCUGACGUGCACAGCUGGACGUGAGGCUCCCCUUUGAGGGUGGAGCGAAACUUUCACAAAGUCACAUAGCAAAAGAAUCAAUGUAAUUGUUGUGUAUUCCUUAAUUUUUGAACAUGUUGUAUUUUUUAAGCCCUUUCAGAUCACACAGGGGAGGAACCAAUUUAUACAUUAUGAAUGUUUCUAGUUCAAAAGACCAUUACUGUUUAAUUUCCUCCAACUGUAAAUCAUCGUGUCCUCGCUGUAUCCGUGGUGCCAAGGGGGUGCACAGUUCUUGCUCUGUUGUAGAAUAUCACAGUAGCCGCAUGCUUUCUGAUGUGUUCUAUACCUGGUUAGAACUCCCUGUAGACAGCAACUUUUUUAAAUGAAAGAAUAAAUCUAAUGAAUCCAAACCCUCACGAUAAACUUAUUUUUUUCAUCAUCAACCUUUUAAAGUAUUUCAAUAAAUAACUAAUGUGUA
Vombatus ursinus (common wombat) is the source of this 3142-nucleotide messenger RNA. RefSeq names its product ras homolog family member T1 (gene RHOT1). Gene Ontology annotation, biological process: small GTPase-mediated signal transduction; mitochondrion organization; mitochondrion transport along microtubule. Bases 22 to 2082 code for a protein of 686 amino acids. The transcript is spliced from 20 exons. Gene Ontology annotation, cellular component: mitochondrial outer membrane. Gene Ontology annotation, molecular function: GTP binding; GTPase activity; calcium ion binding. The record is from RefSeq and is a predicted model, not a curated record. NCBI's taxonomy places the organism in Eukaryota, Metazoa, Chordata, Mammalia, Diprotodontia, Vombatidae.